AUGCGCCCUAAACAUCUGUCUUCGUUGCAGAAGACUUACGAUGAGUGCUAUCUUAUGUGCUCUACCGCCGUCUACUUUGAGGGUCAGAAUAACGAAGACGAAGCCCUAAAGUCGUGGCGCUCCGCCCUGGAAGCCAUCUACUGCCACAAUGCCUACCGCGCUCCCUCCAAGUACACCCCCAAGAAUGAGACCGAGCGCGCCCUGCAGGAGUCCCUCCGACAGCUGGAGCUCCAAUGCCGCGAGCGCGUCGACCUCAUCGAGGCCCUCCGCGAGAGCAGAAAGGACUCGUCGUCCGCUCCCACGCGCCGAUCGCCCGCCGCCACGCCGUCCGGUUGGAUCGGAGACGGCACCAUCCCCGCCGUCGGAUACUCCGACCUCUCCAAACCGCCUCCCCUCCCGACCCGCCCCACCCCCAUGAUCUCCGGGCCAUCCGUCCGCCCCUCCGCCCCACGCACCCAGUCGCAUUCCUCCUCUAGCAUUAAUCGCAACUCCAGCCCGGAACGCCGCUCGCUGUUGCCGUCCACGCUGCGCAGCCUCGGCGGCAAGAAGAACAAAAAGAAGACCAGUCCCCGACGGACCCCGCGGCCGGCUGCCGCGUCCCAGGCCGCCGGUCUCGCCUGGGGCAGUAUUAGCGCUGCUCCGCCUCGGCCGGACCGCACCGCCACCGAGGCCGCCGUGGCCUCCUCUCGUCAGGCGGCCGCGGACCGAUCACGCCAGAGCGACGCGCUGCGUCCCCGGCCGGUGGUCGUCCGUCGCGAGACGUCCGAGGACCCUCGCGCGGGACGGAAGCUGGAUUCGCCGGCCUCGCGGUCGUCCGCGCAGGCGGCAUCCCCUGCUAAGUCCGCGCCUCCAACGCCGCGCCGUGACGCUACCCCGCGUACUGUGUCGUCGACCGAGCCCCGGGAGACGGCGCGCGUGCGUGACUCCCCCCGACCAUCCAUUCGCUCCAAGCCUGCCGCACUGCGGUCGUCCGUACCUCCCGAGGCGGCGCCGCCAUCACCGUCGUCGGCGCCUCCGCCGGUGUCGAACUCGCCGCGGACAGAUGCCACACCCCGUCCCCGCCCCACCGCCGCAGCGGGCCUGGCGUCCGGGGUAGAUAAGAUGUCCAUCGACCGUGACAGUCCCGCUCCAAAGACGCGCAGCACACGGGCCAUGACGCCGCCGUCGAGCGACCCCGAGUCAUCGGGGCCCCGAUCCACGGAUCUGGACGACGAGGAGGGUGAUGAGGAGGCCGAGGAGGACCCGAUGACGCACCUCCUGCCCAAGCUCCCAAAGGGCGUAGACGAGACAGCCGCUCGGCAAAUCCUCAACGACAUCGUCGUCCGCGGCGACGAAGUCCACUGGGACGACAUCGCGGGACUGGAAGGGGCCAAGACAGCCCUCAAAGAAGCAGUAGUCUACCCCUUCCUCCGACCCGACCUCUUCUCCGGCCUCCGCGAACCAGCCCGCGGCAUGCUCCUCUUCGGACCCCCAGGAACCGGCAAAACAAUGCUCGCCCGAGCCGUAGCGACUGAAUCCCAAUCCACCUUCUUCUCCGUCUCCGCCUCCACCCUAACCUCCAAAUGGCACGGCGAAAGCGAAAAGCUCGUGCGCGCCCUCUUCGGGCUCGCGAAAGCACUCGCCCCAUCCAUCAUCUUCGUCGACGAGAUCGACUCGCUCUUAUCAGCUCGGUCGUCGGGAUCGGAGAACGAAGCCUCCCGCCGCUCCAAGACGGAGUUUCUGAUCCAGUGGUCGGAUCUGCAGCGUGCUGCUGCGGGGAGAGAGCAGAAGAAGGCUACCUCGGCCGGGGAUCCGAGCCGGGUGCUGGUGCUGGCUGCUACGAAUAUGCCGUGGGAUAUUGAUGAGGCUGCGAGGCGGCGGUUUGUGAGGAGGCAGUAUAUUCCGUUGCCGGAGGAUACUGUUAGAGAACAGCAGUUGCGGACGCUGUUGGGACAUCAGGUUCAUGAGUUGGGGGAUGGGGAGAUACAGACGUUGGUGGGGUUAACUGAUGGCUUCUCCGGCUCCGACAUAACAGCCCUCGCCAAAGACGCCGCCAUGGGCCCGUUACGCAAUCUAGGCGAAGCCCUGCUGCACACACCCAUGGACCAGAUCCGACCCAUCCGCUUUGAAGACUUCCAGGCGAGUCUGGCGUCUAUCAGACCGAGUGUGAGUCAGGAUGGGCUACGGGAGUAUGAGGAGUGGGCGGCGCAGUUUGGGGAGAGGGGGGGUUAA
Molecule: messenger RNA, 2211 nt
Organism: Aspergillus campestris IBT 28561
Lineage: Eukaryota; Fungi; Ascomycota; Eurotiomycetes; Eurotiales; Aspergillaceae
Product: putative AAA family ATPase
Exons: 4
Coding region: 1-2211 (736 amino acids)
Molecular function (GO): ATP hydrolysis activity; ATP binding
Source: RefSeq, a predicted model, not a curated record